Messenger RNA from Drosophila grimshawi, 1589 nucleotides. Its product is annotated as xyloside xylosyltransferase 1. NCBI's taxonomy places the organism in Eukaryota, Metazoa, Arthropoda, Insecta, Diptera, Drosophilidae. The record is from RefSeq and is a predicted model, not a curated record. Bases 150 to 1541 code for a protein of 463 amino acids. The transcript is spliced from 2 exons. Gene Ontology annotation, molecular function: UDP-xylosyltransferase activity.
ACAUAGUGAUGUUUAAGUCUUAAAUAUACAACACCAUCAUUAGCUAAUAAAGAUGUAUUGUGUAAUUUUAUUCCUAAAGUUUCCAUUCAGUGUAUUUUAGAUACACACACAUACAUGCACACAUGUACAACAACAUCUGAACUCGUAAAAUGGCAAAGAACACAUUUAACAUCAGUCGGAAGCAUAAAACAUAUCCAGCCAAUUUCAAUGUGGAGUGUAAAUCACAAUUGUUAGAUGAACAAGAGAAUGUCAAAUUAAUUGUCAAUAGACGAAGUGCAGUUGUCUACCCCAAAAAAUGGUCAUUUCGUUGUAAAUGGCACAAAAAGUUGGCAAUAACCUUAGCACUUAUUGUAAUUUGUAUACUGAUUAUUUUCGCCUAUACAGAUAUAUUUCGAAAUAAAAUAUUUUCGAUAUUUCUGUCAGAUGGAUUCGACAAGGUGACAAAUAUUGGAAAACUGCAGACAGGCUAUUACUAUAAUAAUAAUAAGCAGGCAGCUGUCGCAUUAAAUUCAACAAAUCAUUCAAAUUUGAAAUCAAUGCAAUAUCUACUGAGUUAUUCUCCGGUCCAACUGAACCUGAGCACACAUCUGAAAGCAUUUUCUUCCAACUACAAUAUAUUUGUUAUAUACACCAAAGAGAACUAUCGUCUGCAUAUGAAGUUUGAUUUGUUUGCACAUAGCCUGCUUAAGCAUACAAAUGCUCAAUUGCAUUUACACAUUAUAACCGAUAAGAAGAGUGAAGUGUCUGUAUUGGAAAUACUUCAGAGGAAAAUUCGAAAAUUUAAGCGAAUAUUAAUCUAUACGAUGUAUGAUGUGAAAAUCUGUUCGGAGAUAAUACAAGAUAUAACGGAUAAGCUGUUGCCAUAUUUUAGUUCAUCGCCCAAUUCAUAUUAUUCGGAUUCGUUAUUUUUCUUAUCACUCGGUUUGCAUCGCAUUGCUGAUAAGAGUUUAGAUCGCGCUAUUCUUUUUGAUUGUGAUAUUGUUUUUCGAUCGGACAUACGGUUACUGUUUGCAGAAUUCGAUCGAUUUUUGCCACAUCAACUUUUCGGAUUAGCGCCGGAAUUAACGCCAGUCUAUCGACAUAUACUCUACCGUUACCGUACACGAUUCCCGAAAUCAAAUUUCGGCAAUCCAUAUAAUCCAAUACAAUUAGGAGGAAAGAAAAACAAUGAAAAUAAGUUAGUAUCUAGUCGCAAUCGUGAUCGUCAUGGUUAUCCUGGCCUCAACUCUGGUGUGGUACUUAUGCUGCUAAAUCGCAUAAGAGAUUCUAAAACAUACAUCGAGAUGUUAACGCAAUUUGAAGUUAACCGAUUGGUUGCAAAAUAUUCGUUUAAGGGUCAUCUCGGAGACCAAGACUUUUUUACACUGCUUGGCUAUGAAUAUCCAAAUUUGAUAUACAGAUUAGACUGUGUCUGGAAUAGGCAGCUGUGCACCUGGUGGAAGGACCACGGCUAUAGUAAUCUAUUCGAUGCAUAUUUCCGAUGUGAGGGUGUUAUCAAAAUGUAUCAUGGCAAUUGUAAUACGCGUAUUCCAGAGAGAUGAAAUACAAACAUUUCAUUUAAUAAAAUACAUUGUACACAAAAAACUAAA